Messenger RNA from Closterium sp. Naga37s-1, 1272 nucleotides. The record is from the annotation of a GenBank genome assembly. Lineage: Eukaryota; Viridiplantae; Streptophyta; Zygnematophyceae; Desmidiales; Closteriaceae.
AUGGAGGUUGGCCCUCGAGUUCGAGGCACCCACAUGCCGGCGAGCAAGCCCACGCUGCUCCUGGAUCUGCGCCUCACCAACGCGACGGACGACAUGCAGCCGACGCGCUGCCACAACUCAUCGUGGCACGACGCCAUGUCCUUGGGCGAGGCGACGCGGAGAGGCGACUCGCUGCGCGCGGACGCGGCGGAGAAGAGUGCUGCGCCGCACAGCGGGGGGUUGACGUUUGACUCGACUUACACGAGAGGAGCUCGCGGGGAAAGCCGGCAAGCGUGGCUGGAGAUCGAGGAGGAGUGGAACGAGGAAGACGAGGACGAGGACGGCGAGGAUGUGGCGAUGCUGGACGUCGACGCGUUUCUCGGGCGACGGUUGACGCGCGAGCCGAGCUUCAGCAUCGAGGACGCGGCGCUUUACGGCCUGCCGGAGGAAGUGGCGACUCCGCGCCCCGCGUCAGCGCGAUUCACGGCGAGCGACAGCGAAGCAGCGGCGCUGCGACUCGCGGUGAUGGAAGCGGAGGUCAACAUAGUCAUGGAGACGAACCGCCUCGUACCAGAGGAGGAGCCUGUGUUUGGCUCUCCCAUGGCUGAUCGCGCCAUCUCUCGCUCCCUCACUUCCUACUCGCUUCCCCGGCCGCGCUCGUCCCAUAUCACCCGCUCCCACACCGCAUCGUGCGACCGCCUGCCCGCGAAUUUCGUGCCUCGCAUUAUUGCGUUGACAGUCGACUCUUCUUCUCUCUCCACCUUUAUCUCCACGCUUCCCCCCGUUUCUCCUCUCUCCCCCCUUCCCCUCCUCUGCUCACUUCCCCCCCCCCUUCCGGGGCAGGGGUUGAGUCGCAUAGCAGCGGGGCGGCUGCACAAGGAGCUGGCGGAGUGGCAGCGCAACCCCCCGCAUGGCUUCGUGUACCACCCCAGUGACAACCUGCAGAGAUGGAGCAUAGACGUGCACGGGGCAGCGGGCACGCUGUAUGCAGGGGAGGUGUUUCAGCUGCAGGUCGACUUCCCCUCGAACUACCCACUCGAGGCCCCUCAGGUCAUAUUCUCUCGCAACCCACCAGUGCACCCACACAUCUACAGCAACGGCCACAUAUGCCUUGACAUCCUGUACGACUCGUGGUCGCCUGCCAUGACUGUCAGCGCAGUGUGUCUCUCCAUCCUCUCCAUGCUCUCCAGCUGCAAGGAGAAGGUGAGGCCAGCAGACAAUGAUCGCUACGUGCAGCGCAGCGGCCAGUCCCCCAAGAACACGCGCUGGUGGUUCCACGACGACCAGGUGUAG